GUGUGGGAUAAUCAGAAUCACAAGACGGAAAACACCGUCGUACAUUUCUCUCGUGUUAUUAAUCCGUCACUACUUCUAUAACAUCCACCAAUGACAAUUCAAAUUCCCAAAAAAAAAACUUACUAUAAAUAUUUAAUUUCCACGAAAAUGUUAUUAGCCAUAACCGAAAACGGUUACAGAAUAACCCUCUCUGUAUAGUCAAUCAAAUCUUCCUCUCUAUUUCCUUCCAACAUUUUUUUUGCCGCCUUAUUUUUCUUCCUCCGCCGUCAAUGACCACCGUCAAAUCAUUUCCACCGUCAUGUAGCACCACCAUGUUCAAAUGCCGACAAUCGCCAACGUCUCCGGAGAACCUAGGGUUUUCUAUGCUAUGUGGAAUCAAUGCCGCUAGAUCGUGCCGUAGUCGCAAAAGCUUGGCACUCGUCUAUGAUGGUGCGAAAUCGAAGCAAUACACCGGUGCUUCUUUGAUCGACGAUUCCGUCCGCAAUUGCUCGAGGAAAUCGUUGAAGCCGAUUAAGGCUAAGAACGAUUCUGAAUCGUCUUGCACGGAUAACACUGCUGCGUUUUCUGGUAAAAAUCUCCGCCAGAUGUCAAACAUUGGGAACUCGACAAACAUUUUGUGGCAUGACUGUCCUAUUCAAAAACGCGAUAGACAGCAGCUGCUUCAGCAAAGAGGUUGUGUUAUAUGGCUGACUGGUCUCAGUGGUUCAGGGAAAAGUACUCUUGCGUGUGCUUUGAGUCAAAGCUUGCACUCCAGAGGAAAACUGACUUACAUCCUUGAUGGUGACAAUCUUCGGCAUGGUCUAAACCGUGAUCUUAGUUUUAGAGCAGAAGAUCGAUCAGAAAACAUAAGAAGAAUAGGUGAGGUGGCAAAACUGUUUGCCGAUGCUGGUGUUAUUUGCAUCACUAGUUUAAUAUCACCCUAUCAAAAGGAUAGAGAUGCUUGUAGAGCACUACUGCCAGAAGGGGAUUUCAUUGAGGUUUUCAUAGAUGUGCCGCUACAUGUGUGCGAAGCUAGAGACCCAAAGGGCCUUUACAAGCUUGCUCGUGCAGGGAAGAUCAAAGGUUUCACCGGUAUAGAUGAUCCAUAUGAACCACCCUGUGGCUGUGAGAUAGUAUUACAGCUGAAAGGAAGUGAGUGUAAGUCUCCUAAAGAUAUGGCAGAGAUAGUGAUAUCCUAUUUGGAGAAGAGUGGACACCUGAAGGCCUGACUUUGCUUUAGAGGGUCAUUUCUUUUUUUGUUUGCUUUAAUGGGGUUUUAAAGGUCCUUUCUUGUAGCCUGUAGUUAAAUCGAGUGUUGUAUAUUUUAGCACAUAAAAAGUUGUUCCUUCCAGUUGCUGCAAGGAAAUCAUCGUUUCCUGCAUAUCUGCUUCAGGACUAAAUCAAUAAGGUGAAGCCAUAAGGAAGGGCUUAGAAGUUGGUGCUGAUUGUUAUAUGACAUAGUGAGAAAGGAUUUAGUGUAUGUGAUUUUGUAUUUUUUAGUCAAUAUUGGUCUAUUUUGAAUGUAUAGCACCAUGUAGGUGUAAUAUGCAACUAGGGAGUUCUUACUCUUAAGAUUUCUGUGUGGUACCGAUUGCUGGUAGUACUGCAAGGGGAUUCAGAAUUCAGUUUAUAUUGAGAUACAUGAAAUGACCCAGUAAAUUAUUCUUCAAAGUUAA
This is a messenger RNA of Trifolium pratense (red clover), 1655 nucleotides long. Its product is annotated as adenylyl-sulfate kinase, chloroplastic-like. The transcript is spliced from 7 exons. The record is from RefSeq and is a predicted model, not a curated record. Lineage: Eukaryota; Viridiplantae; Streptophyta; Magnoliopsida; Fabales; Fabaceae. Gene Ontology annotation, molecular function: ATP binding; adenylylsulfate kinase activity. The coding region runs from base 270 to 1208 and encodes 312 amino acids. Gene Ontology annotation, biological process: sulfate assimilation.